CUCUCUCUCUCUCUCUCUCUCUCUAGAUCACACUCUGAAUCUAUACUUUGAUUUCACGUUGACUGCAUUUUCUGAUUGAAAUUGGAUUCGAUCGACAAACAAACGGCUUGAAUCUAGAGAGACAAACACUGCUCGCCUGGAUCUGAUCCGAGUCUACCGGAGAUGGCGCUGUCAGGUAUGAGAGGUCUCUCCGUCUUCAUCUCCGAAAUCCGUAAUUGUCAGAACAAAGAACAAGAACGCCUUCGUGUUGAUAAAGAGCUUGGCAAUAUCCGUACUCGCUUCAAAAAUGAAAAGGGUUUGACGCCAUAUGACAAGAAGAAAUAUGUUUGGAAAAUGCUUUACAUAUUUAUGCUAGGAUAUGAUGUAGACUUUGGUCAUAUGGAAGCCGUUUCUUUGAUAUCUGCACCAAAAUAUCCAGAAAAGCAGGUUGGGUAUUUAGUGACAUCAUGCUUGCUUAACGAGAAUCAUGAUUUUUUAAGAUUAGCAAUUAAUACAGUUCGCAAUGAUAUUAUUGGCCGCAACGAGACUUUUCAGUGCCUGGCAUUGACAUUGGUUGGGAAUAUUGGUGGUAGAGAAUUUGCUGAAUCACUAGCACCUGAUGUUCAAAAGUUACUUAUCUCAAGUAGUUGCAGACCACUGGUGAGAAAGAAAGCUGCACUUUGUCUUCUUAGGCUAUUUAGGAAAAAUCCUGAUGUUGUGAAUGUAGAUGGCUGGUCAGACCGGAUGACACAACUAUUAGAUGAACGCAAUCUUGGUGUUUUGACAUCAUCUAUGAGCCUUUUUGUUGCUCUAGUGUCCAAUAACCAUGAAGCAUACUGGAGUUGUCUUCCAAAGUGUGUUAAAGUGUUGGAAAGGCUUGCUCGGAAUCAUGAUGUUCCUCAAGAAUACACAUAUUAUGGUAUUCCUUCUCCCUGGCUUCAGGUCAAAACAAUGAGGGCCCUUCAGUAUUUUCCAACUGUUGAAGAUCCAAACACAAGAAGAUCAUUAUUUGAGGUUCUACAACGAGUACUCAUGGGAACAGAUGUUGUGAAAAAUGUUAAUAAGAACAAUGCAUCUCAUGCUGUCUUAUUCGAAGCUCUUGCUCUUGUAAUGCAUCUUGAUGCCGAAAAAGAGAUGAUGUCUCAAUGCGUAGCGUUGCUGGGAAAAUUUAUAGCUGUCCGUGAGCCAAAUAUCCGUUAUCUUGGUCUGGAGAAUAUGACUCGAAUGUUGAUGGUUACAGAUGUUCAGGACAUAAUUAAGAGACAUCAAGCUCAAAUUAUCACCUCACUGAAGGAUCCAGACAUCAGCAUUCGGAGACGUGCACUAGAUCUACUUUACGGCAUGUGUGAUGUUUCAAAUGCUAAAGACAUCGUUGAAGAACUAUUGCAGUAUCUUGGAACGGCGGAUUUUACGAUGCGUGAAGAGUUGGCAUUAAAAGCUGCUAUUCUGGCAGAAAAAUUUGCCCCCGAUUUAUCGUGGUAUGUGGAUGUUAUUCUUCAGUUGAUUGAUAAAGCAGGAGACUUUGUCAGUGAUGACAUUUGGUUUCGUGUUGUGCAAUUUGUAACUAACAAUGAGGACCUUCAGCCUUAUGCAGCUCUGAAAGCUAGGGAGUAUCUUGAUAAGCCUGCAAUACAUGAGACAAUGGUUAAGGUUAGUGCUUAUCUGCUUGGAGAAUACAGCCACCUUUUGGCCAGACGACCUGGGUGUACUCCAAAGGAAAUUUUUGGCAUUAUACAUGAGAAGCUUCCUACUGUAUCGACGCCUACAAUUUCCAUCCUUCUCUCAACAUAUGCAAAGAUUCUGAUGCACUCACAACCACCAGAUCCAGAAUUGCAGAAUCAGAUUUGGGCAAUAUUCAGCAAAUAUGAAAGCUGUAUUGAUGCUGAGAUACAACAAAGAGCUGUUGAGUACCUCACGUUGAGUAGGAAAGGUGCAGCCUUGAUGGAUAUUUUAGCAGAAAUGCCCAAGUUCCCUGAGCGUGAGUCCUCAUUGAUUAAGAAAGCCGAAGACACUGAAGCUGAUACUGCAGAGCUAAGUGCUAUCAAGUUGAGGGCACAGCAGCAGGCCUCUACUGCUCUGGUGGUGACAGACCAGCGGCCUGCAAAUGAAUCUCCACAAGUGAGCCAACUUGCUAUGGUUAAGAUCCCUAGCAUGAACAAUAUGGAAAAUAACUCUGUUGACCAAGAAUUGACUCAAGCCAACGGGAUUCUGGGUGAAGUUGAGCCACAACCCCCUACCCAUGCUCCUGAUGCCGAUAUCCUUGGGGAUCUUUUAAGCCCAUUGGCUAUAGAAGGACCUCCUGGUGUAUCUGCUAAAUCAGAGCAUAAUAUAGUUUCUGGAAUUGAAGGCCCACUCAGUGAAGACGAUGCAUUAGCUCUUGCACCUGUUGGAGAGCAAGAUAAUGUGGUCAAGCCAAUAGGAGAUGUCGCAGAAAGAUUUCAUGCCUUAUGCCUUAAAGAUAGUGGAGUUCUAUAUGAGGAUCCUUACGUUCAGAUUGGUAUUAAAGCAGAGUGGCGAGCUCAUCAGGGUAGCUUUGUCCUCUUCUUGGGAAACAAAACUACUUCUUCACUUGUUUCGGUUCAAGCGGUUAUUCUGCCUCCAUCCCACCUGAAAUUGGUGCUCUCAUCAGUACCGGAAAUUAUACCUCCUCGAGCACAGGUUCAAUGCCCACUUGAAGUGGAAAAUAUCCGUCCAAGUAGGGAUGUUGCAGUUCUCGACUUCUCCUACAAGUUUGGAACCAAUAUGGUUAAUAAUAAGCUUCGCCUUCCUGCAGUCUUGAACAAAUUUUUUCAGCCUACACCAGUAUCUGCGGAGGAAUUUUUUCCACAGUGGAGAUUACUGGCUGGACCUCCUUUAAAACUUCAAGAAGUGGUAAGAGGUGUAAGACCGAUGUCUUUGGGAGAAAUGGCAAAUUUGUUGAACAGUUUGAGGCUUGUAGUUUGCCCUGGACUGGAUCCAAAUGCAAGUAACUUAGUUGCAACGACGACCUUCUAUUCUGAAAGUACACGAGCCUUGUUAUGUCUGGUAAGAAUUGAAACGGAUCCAGCUGACAGAAGCCAACUACGCAUGACAGUGGCAUCAAGGGAUCCGACACUAACAUUUGAGUUGAAAGAAUUCAUCAAGGAACAUUUGGUUAGCAUUCCCACAGCCUCGAGGCCACCGCCUCAACCGCAGAUUGCAGCAUCAGAUCCUGGGGCUUUGCUUGCAGGUUUGCUUUGAUUAAAUAUGUCCAUGCUCACAACUGUAGAGUUAUUAUUAUUAUACAGUCCCAAGGGGCUUAAGGUUGAGUUGGAGGCCUUUUGGGGAUAUAUUCUUUUUCAAGGAUUAGAUGGUGUAUUGGUAGGGGGUUGGGUUUCAUUUUUUUUGGUGAGGGUUUAUUUGGUCAUAAAUUCUUUAUAGAGAUGAUGUAA
Molecule: messenger RNA, 3389 nt
Organism: Cynara cardunculus var. scolymus (artichoke)
Lineage: Eukaryota; Viridiplantae; Streptophyta; Magnoliopsida; Asterales; Asteraceae
Product: AP-2 complex subunit alpha-1-like
Exons: 27
Coding region: 163-3198 (1011 amino acids)
Biological process (GO): clathrin-dependent endocytosis; intracellular protein transport
Cellular component (GO): membrane coat; AP-2 adaptor complex
Molecular function (GO): clathrin-cargo adaptor activity
Source: RefSeq, a predicted model, not a curated record